AGUCCUUCCGCCUCCGCCCGCCCUCGAGCUCCCUUCAGCCCCUCCGUCGCUCUGUACGCAAGGUCGUGUCCCGGAAGUGAAGGGGCCAUGUUGAUGGGUGACCCCGAGAGAGGUGCCGGGCGAGAAGUGAGUCCACAGGAGUGAUAGCGCGCGCGCCCGCCGCGCGACGCCCACCCCCUGCAAGUCCCCCAUGGCCCCGUGGAGCCGAGAGGCGGUGCUGAGUCUCUACCGGGCUCUGUUGCGCCAGGGCCGAGAGCUUCGCUACACUGAUCGAGACUUCUACCUUUCCUCCAUCCGCCGUGAGUUCCGGAAAAAUCAGAAGCUAGAGGAUCCUGAGGCCCGGGAAAGGCAGCUGGAGAAGGGCCUGGUCUUCCUCCACAGCAAACUAGGGGGGAUUAUUUAGGAUCCUCUCAUUUCCCCUCCUACCUUAAUUCCAAGGGAAGGAGGACAAAGGUGCCUUCCGCCGACACUCCUCUCUUCCAUCCCCACCUUACAGAUGCAUUAAGAAGCCUCAGGUGAGCAAUGGCAGGCGCUGGUGAGCGCAAAGGCAAGAAGGAUGACAAUGGCAUUGGCACAGCCAUUGACUUUGUGCUUUCCAAUGCCCGGCUGGUGCUGGGGGUGGGUGGAGCGGCCAUGUUGGGCAUCGCCACACUGGCGGUUAAGCGGAUGUACGACCGGGCAAUUAGUGCCCCGACCAGCCCCACCCGCCUGAGCCAUUCAGGGAAGAGGAGCUGGGAAGAACCAAACUGGAUGGGCUCCCCACGACUGCUGAACAAGGACAUGAAAACAGGCCUAAGCCGGUCCCUUCAGACCCUUCCCACAGACUCCUCGGCCUUUGACACAGAUACAUUCUGCCCUCCCCGGCCCAAGCCAUUGGCCAGGAAGGGCCAGGUAGACUUGAAGAAGUCACGACUCCGCAUGUCCCUGCAGGAGAAACUUCUUACUUACUACCGGAACCGGGCAGCCAUCCCUGCUGGAGAGCAGGCUCGGGCCAAGCAAGCUGCUGUGGACAUAUGUGCUGAGCUGCGGAGCUUCCUGCGGGCCAAGUUGCCUGACAUGCCACUUCGGGACAUGUACUUGAGUGGCAGCCUCUAUGAUGACCUGCAGGUAGUGACAGCUGACCACAUUCAACUGAUCGUGCCCCUUGUGCUGGAGCAGAACCUAUGGUCUUGCAUCCCUGGUGAGGACACUAUCAUGAACAUCCCUGGCUUCUUCCUGGUUCGUCGUGAAAAUCCAGAGUACUUUCCUCGCGGUAGCAGUUACUGGGACCGCUGUGUAGUAGGGGGCUACCUCUCCCCAAAGACGGUGGCAGACACAUUUGAGAAGGUAGUGGCUGGCUCCAUCAAUUGGCCAGCCAUCGGGUCCCUCUUGGACUAUGUGAUCCGACCAGCACCAUCCCCAGAGGCCCUGACGCUAGAGGUGCAGUAUGAGCGUGACAAGCAUCUUGUCAUUGACUUCUUGCCAUCGGUGACCCUUGGUGACACAGUCUUGGUGGCCAGACCACACCGGCUAGCCCAGUAUGACAACCUGUGGCGGCUGAGCCUGCGUCCUGCCGAGACGGCACGCCUGCGGGCUUUGGACCAGGCUGACUCGGGCUGCCGAUCUCUGUGCCUCAAGAUCCUUAAGGCCAUAUGCAAGUCCCGUCCAGCUCUGGGCCACCUCACUGCCAGCCAGCUCACCAACGUCAUCCUCCACUUGGCCCAGGAGGAGGCUGACUGGUCUCCAGAUAUGCUGGCCGACCGUUUCCUGCAGGCCCUGAGAGGACUCAUCAGCUACUUAGAGGCUGGAGUUCUGCCCAGUGCCCUAAACCCCAAGGUGAACUUAUUUGCAGAGCUCACCCCUGAAGAAAUAGACGAAUUGGGCUAUACUCUCUAUUGCUCAUUGUCUGAGCCGGAGGUGCUGCUGCAGAUGUAGGGCAGGCGAAGGCCAAAGCAGGUGUCAGGUGGUCAGGCCCUGGAUUCUCCGUUAGACAUUCUUGGCUACAUAGUUGGUGCCUCACAGGGUCCCUAGGUGCCUCCUAUCUUGCGUCAUCACCCUGGUCACUUCAUGCUGAUUAGAAUGACAUCUCUUAGUCUCCUAAUUUCUCACCCAACACUUUCUAUUUUUGUUACCAAACACUGUGCUCCCUACUCACCCCACCUUGCUCCAGGCUAAUUUUUCUGCAAUGAAUUGAGAAGGUGGAGUGCUGGCCUGAGCUGAUGAGACCACUCGGUGUUUUGCAUUGUGGCCCAGUUUCCUGCUUCUGUCUGCUCUGCCCUGCCCUUUUGCCUGUCCUAUUCAGUGUCUUUUCUGUCUACUCUCUUGUUCAUGCCUUCUGUUUUGCUCUUGUCCCUGGAGCAUGUCUGCCUAAUUAAGAUGUUGCCUUUUAGUCAAACGUCACUGAAAAGCUAUGACUGUAUGUUUCUAAGCUGAACUCUGCAGAGUGAGUGUUGAGACAGUAUUCAGGGUUUCUGGGGAUCACACUGGUGGAAGAGCUGGCCUUUGACCUUGGUUCCUGGAAAAGAAGUCCAUUCCCCCCAUCUCCUGACCAACUCUCAUUCAUAAGUGCUGAGAGUGUCUCUCAUGGGAACACUUACUGACUUACAGGAUAAACUGGAUGCAAAGUUAUCUGGAGCUGGUGUUUCUUAGUGGUCAUCAGCGAGAGUACACAGUAGGGGAGCCAGAGCUGGUUAAGAGGAGCUGGUGGAAGGUUUGUGUGCCCAGUGUCCACCCCUCAUCUGUAUCUAUAGCUGCAGGGGUUGGACAGACAAGGAAGGGACGGGGGCUGCAAGGGCAGCACCUCACCAGAAAUGCUGGUUUUCAUCCCUUGCUUUAUUGCCAAUUAGGACAAGGCCUUGGAAGGAACACAGGCUUAGCAGUAGAGGUUGAAGGAGGUCACCAGGAGGCUUAAUGUCAGCUGGAAAAUCCAGUUACCAGUUGGGGCUUGGUGACCAUGUUUUCUCCCUUGACAGGCCCUGCUUUUCUAGGAUGUUGUAUUAGAGCAAGAACAGGCCCAGUGGCCAGCCCUUCAUCCGCCAGUGUCUGCCAUAGGAACGAGAGAGGGGUGCUUACUGAGCUCUUCAGGCACCACCAGAGGCUAGAGGGCAAGUGGACAUGCACAGACCUCUUCCCCCUUGUCCUGUCUCCCACCCAGCACCUGGGGAGAUCAGUGCUACCUAGGAAGAAGAGAGCACAUGGAUAAAACAUAUGAGAGGGAGGUGGAUACUUCCUAUGUUCCUUCUUGUUUCCUGCUGCUAAAAUUGCACUAUUGCAGUGUAAACAUACCCUGAAGGUGGGGAGGAAUUGUUUAAUGCACCGUGUCAGUGUGUCUUCUUGUUUUGUGUUUUUUUCCUGUUUGUGGCAAGAGGCUGAUGAUAAUUCUGUUUCUCAUCUGCCCAUCCAGUAUUUGUUCUCCUCACAUCAAGUCGUCUUAUUUUUCUAUUCUUACUACCUCUCCAUCAGUGGGAUUUUGGUGAAGCUCUCAGCAGCUGCCUCAUUCCUUCCCAAUGACAGUGUCAGGAAAUGACUCUUUAAAUAGCAUUGCCACCUCAGCAGCCCUCUGAAUUUAGGGUAGAGAUUCCUGCUCCCCUUUUGUCAUAGCUUAGGCUGAGAACUUGGGUUAACCCUGACUACAUUUAGAGAUAUUUCUGCCUCUUCUCACAUAUAUAUAUAUAUAUAUGUAUACACAUGCAAGGAUUCCUUAAUGUGGGUUAGUUGUUUCAUUUGUAUAAAGGUAUUGAGAGCGAAGGAAAAAGAUAAAGCUAAGAACCUCGAGAGAGAUUCUCUAGCCUGGCUGUUCAUCACAAUCAAAUGGAAAUUCGAAAACCUAUUAAUAUAUGCCUGAGUUACUACCCUGAUGAAUGGUAUCCAGGGUAUGGGGUGCAGCCCAACAUUGUGGGUUCCGAUGUACCCACCUGGUGUCCGUUAGAGGGAAGGGAGAGGAGAGGAUUCAUAGAAUGUUACAAAAGGAUAUAUAAUUAUUCAUUGAGAUAAGGGAUUUGGUUUCCCUGCCCUGAGUAUUAUAAAACUUACAAUUUUCCCAAGCUGGCAUCCCUGACCAAAUUCCACAUACUAAUAAAAUGUUGGAAGGAAAGCUCAAAAAAGAAAAGAUUUUAAAGACCCUUUAGAGAGUCCUAAGUUAUUUAAGCCAAGUGUAAUUGAUUUUAGGAAUGGAAAUGAGUUCAUCUCCUCUCUUAAAGAGCAUCUUUCUAAGAGCAUCUCUGACUUUUAACUAUGUUUCAUAAAACCAAAACUGUAACUUUGCCAUUUUAUAAGCAAGAACUUCUUAGAAGUCCUGAGAAUGAGAAGCAGUGGGAAAUCCCAGCCCUGGUUCUGAGGGGGUUUGCUGACCAGGACUGAGCCAGCCAUUCUUUUUGCUGCCAUUUUCUUCAUAAAAUCUGGAAGGUAGCCAGUAGCCAGGUGCUUUGAGAUUCUUGAGUGGGAGGGGGCAAUAUUCUACACCCUGCCCCCCAUUUUUUUAAUCUUUGAAGGAAAGAUGCAGUGGCUUUCUCCAUUAUUCUGCCUUCCUGUUCAGUAACACGCCCACUUUUGCCUGGAGUAAUAGCGUCUGCUCCCAUCUGGAGAUUCUCUUGCACCAUCAAGGUUAGCAAACCACAUACUUAGCCUAACGCUUAAAAUAUACACUCAUCCCUCUUAAGCCUAAUAAAUUUCCAGAAUUUAUUUUGGUUCCUUCCUGUUGCCCCUUUCUAGAAGAUGAGUUCGGGACAACAGUAUUUCACUUUAAAUGCUUGGUUGUGACAAGAAAAAAAAAUUAACAAAAUGUGGAAGCUCAUGUUUGGAAAAGCUGUAUUGAGGAGGCCACAGUCUCCUGGGUCUCAGCCCCUGGUAGCCCACCUGUUCACACGCCAAAUUAGCCGACUUUGCUCCCGUGCGCUCCACUCGAAUUGAGAGCGCAAAUGGUUUUGGUGAAGAAUCAGCUCAGGAUCCUGGAGAGGCCCUGAGAGGAUUCUGUACACAGGGGUCCCUGCAUGUGUCCCAAGCUCUCUGCCAUGGUACUUCCUUCAGACUGUGACUUGGCUGAGAAGUUCUGCUCUUGGAGGAUUUGUUAGAACUCUGCCUUUUUGCCUGGGCCAAGGAGAAUGGUAAGAGACACUUAGGAUUAGAGCUGACCCCUAUACCAGGCCAGGAUGUGCAGCCCUUUUAGAGUGUACUUAUUAUAAGUGGCCAAAAUACCAGAGAUGGGGGUUCUGUGGUCACCUGCAUCCUGGGUGUCGUUCACCUUCAUUUUGAUCACCUCGUAGUCUUUAAAUUCUUGGUCCCUGUGGCCAAGUCCACAACUUGCCUUCUAGUCACUUGCCUGCCCUUCAGUGGUGGUUGAUGUGUUAGCUGGUAGAUUUGGAAUCAGUCACCAGUCUUUCUGUCCUGUCUUGGUUCGGUCCAUAAAGGAGCAGCUUAGCCCUGAGACCCAGAUAACUAUUUUUCUCCUUAAAGGAGGAAAUAAAACUGGGGAACACAAUGUCCUUCCACAGCAUGGGAAGAAAAUAAAAAUUUCCUUUCCAACA
Molecule: messenger RNA, 5501 nt
Organism: Propithecus coquereli (Coquerel's sifaka)
Lineage: Eukaryota; Metazoa; Chordata; Mammalia; Primates; Indriidae
Gene: MIEF1
Product: mitochondrial elongation factor 1
Exons: 6
Coding region: 523-1914 (463 amino acids)
Biological process (GO): mitochondrion organization; positive regulation of mitochondrial fission
Cellular component (GO): mitochondrial outer membrane
Source: RefSeq, a predicted model, not a curated record